CCUUCGCCUUGAUAGGCCACAGCCAGCCAGCCCCAAGUUGAUUGAGUUUUUUGUUAUUUUUUUUUUCAGAUACUUUUUGGCGCUCGCCGCGAACGGAUGUGUGUGUAUAUUAUUUGUUUGUUUGUUUGUUGCUUCUAUUUUCUUUUGACUUUUACUUGAUUUUUUUGUGUUGUAAAAGUGUAUAUUGAAAGAUAAACAAUAUAUAUACAAAUCGUGUCAGAUAUUCUCUCAAUAUCUUCUCCAAUCGCUGUUCGUUUCAAACUCCCAAGUAAUAUUAACAAGUGUUUGUUGUGUUUUUUGUUUUAUCUACGAAAUAAGCAGCAGCAACAGAGCAACAGUAUGACUGAGGGCAAGAAUCUACCCAAUUCCAGUGCGGAUGUGCCAUUCCGUAGCAAGGAGCUGCGCAAACAAUCCCUUAUUCAGCACACGGGCCUGGUGGGUGUCAUCGAUGAGGGGACCAAGACAAUCGGUUUCUCAAUAUACACAACACCCGAUUUCAAAGAGAUAGCCGCACAUCGUGUCGAAUUGAGCGUUAUAACGCCACAAGAUGGCUGGUACGAGCAGGAUCCCUUGGAGAUAAUGGCCUCGAUAAACAAAUGCGCCGAGGAGGCUAUCAAACAGUUGCCCGAUCAGGGAUUCAGUGCCAGUGACAUUAGCACCGUGGGCAUCACAAAUCAACGUGAAACGACAAUCGUUUGGGAUGCGGUAACGGGUAAACCAUUGUAUAAUGCCCUCGUGUGGAAGGAUAUACGCACUAGCAGCACUGUCGAGCAAAUAUUGGCCAAAGUACAGGAUCCAAAUCAUUUUAGGAAUAGCACUGGCCUGCCCAUAUCCACAUACUUCUCGGCCCUCAAGAUACGUUGGCUCAAAGACAAUGUGCCGGAGGUGCGUCGGGCAUGUCGUGAGAAUCGCUGCAAGGCCGGAACCGUAGACAGCUGGAUUGUAUGGAAUUUAACCAACGGUGCUCUACACAUAACGGAUGUGACAAAUGCUUCACGUACUCUCCUCAUGAACCUCGAAACGCAAAAUUGGGAUCCCGUUCUGCUAAAGACAUUUGCCAUCAAAGAGGAAAUGCUACCCACAAUAAGAAGUUGUUCGGAAAUCUUUGGUAAAAUAACCUCAGAACGGAGUGUACUCCGUGGCAUGACAUUGAGUGGAAUAUUGGGUAACCAGCAAGCAUCCUUGCUGGGCCAGAUGUGUGUGAAGCCGGGCCAAACGAAAAAUACCUAUCGUUCGGGUUGCUUCCUCCUAUGCAAUACGGGUGAUAAACCCGUAUUCUCGCGUCACGGCCUGCUCACCACGGUGGCCUAUAAACUAGGACCCCAUGCCCCGACGAUCUAUGCCAUCGAAGGAGCUGUCUCUGUGGCCGGUCACGCCUUGUCUUGGCUACAACAGAAGGUUCGUCUACUGCCCGAUUCGCGUGAUGCUGAAAAAUACGCAGAGAUGGUGCCCACAUCGGGUGAUGUUUACUUUGUGCCCGCUUUUACGGGUCUCUAUGCUCCAUAUUGGCGGCAAAACGCCCGCGGCAUCAUUAUUGGCCUCACACAAUUCACGCGCAAAAAUCACAUUGUACGCGCUGCUCUGGAGAGCAUUUGUUUCCAAACGCGCGACAUACUCGAGUGUAUGCAUCAGGAGUGCGGCUAUGAGAUAAAUAAAUUGCAUGCCGAUGGCAAAUUGACAACAAAUAAUCUAUUAAUGCAACUGCAGGCAGAUACCGCUGGACUGCCAGUCUUUCGUUCCCAGUUGAUGGACUCGACCGCCUUUGGGGCGGCCAUGUGUGCCGCUCAAGCGGAUGGCAUCAAUUUGUGUAAAUUCGAGCCCGAGAAACGUUACUACGAGAAUGUCCACUACGACACAUUUCUGCCAACCACCACGGAUCUGGAGCGCAAGGAGCGCUAUGGCAAAUGGAAACGAGCUGUCGAACGUAGUCUUGGUUGGGUAAUUAAACAGAAAAAUACUCGCGAACAUAGCGAGGAGAACUAUCGCAUGUUAUCCUCAUUGCCAGCCAGUAUAUUCCUAAUUAGUAGCUUUGCCAUGCUUGUCCAUUCACUGGCGGCAACAGCUCACUAGUCAUUAGAAUCCAAUACCAAGAUGUCCACAAAAAGUACUUGGAUACUUGGAUUCUUCUUAGCUAGCUUGACAAGUGAUGUUCAUGAUGUACAUGACAAUUUACAUUAUUUCGGUUUUCGGUUGUGAUAAUUAGCCAUCUUUUUGUUUUUAUUUUCCAUGUAACAUUUGACAAAAUUGUAUAUAGUUACCUACCUAACUACCAGAGGGGAUAGAUAAACUCCUCCAAAAAAAAAAAAGAAAAAAAACUAAAAUUCAAUUCU
Molecule: messenger RNA, 2330 nt
Organism: Drosophila willistoni
Lineage: Eukaryota; Metazoa; Arthropoda; Insecta; Diptera; Drosophilidae
Gene: Gk2
Product: glycerol kinase
Exons: 3
Coding region: 340-2070 (576 amino acids)
Biological process (GO): glycerol-3-phosphate biosynthetic process; glycerol metabolic process; triglyceride metabolic process
Cellular component (GO): mitochondrion
Molecular function (GO): glycerol kinase activity
Source: RefSeq, a predicted model, not a curated record